CCGUUACGAUGGUGUUGAGCAUACAUGUCAGGACAGAAAAUGCUGGUGGACAUGGAUUAGAGGAAGCUAGCGUCUGUAGUGUGGUGGAGAGGACGGUGCUUCUCAAGCAAGACGUCAGCUUCCUCCUAACGCAGGAGCUACUAGACCAGAACUUGCCUUGGAAUGGCGGAAAUGGGGCCAGCGUCAACGCACGAGACGUUGAAGGUAGUCAACGACGACCUCGACUGGCAGGAGUGUCCUGCACUGUAACUGCCCACUAACGUUGACGCCAGAUCGAAUAAUCUGAGAAACGGUCAAACCCUUCUCUCGAGGCCGCUGAGCGCAAUUGUGUCGCACGUUCAGUUCUGCUGAACGGUUUAGUUCACAUCUCAAGAGGAUUCCCCCACCCCCUCCCCAACCACCCCCUUCCCCUCACGCAUCCUUCCCUUCUCAAGCAUAC
Messenger RNA from Closterium sp. NIES-67, 439 nucleotides. The record is from the annotation of a GenBank genome assembly. Lineage: Eukaryota; Viridiplantae; Streptophyta; Zygnematophyceae; Desmidiales; Closteriaceae.